AUGUUUGGUUGGGACAAUUUAUUAUUGCCCGGGAUUAUGUAUAGGUGGAAGGUUUUUAGUGUAGUUGGCAAAUAUGAAGUUAUAUCACUGUUGGCGAUGUCAAAUGAGUUUGCUAUAUAG
Dentiscutata erythropus is the source of this 120-nucleotide messenger RNA. The record is from the annotation of a GenBank genome assembly. NCBI's taxonomy places the organism in Eukaryota, Fungi, Glomeromycota, Glomeromycetes, Diversisporales, Gigasporaceae.